GUUUGACAUUGACGACAUUUGUGACAAUUUUAAUUGUAGAUUCCAUUUGAAUCUUGAAACUUAAGUUAAUAUUAAAAUGAAACGGUUUGUACAAUAUUGGAGAAUACAAUAAUUGCUACAGUUAACACUAUAAUUUGUUAAUAUGCUAAAAUAGUUGUCACCAAUUUCCGCAACUGAUAAGUGCUCUUUCUAUUUUUAAGUUUUCAAAAAAAUCAUAAAUUAUGAGCUAUCUAAAAUUACUGGCUCGCUUUGGUUCUGCUGGAUACCGGUCGUAUAUGCAAACAUAUCGUAAUGCUCCUAAUGCAAUUGCUAUAUUACAUAAACGAGAUUUUAAGUACGACCAGAAACGAUAUUAUAAAGAUUUUGGCCAUAAACGUGAAAAAGAACCUACAAUAACCAAAAUUUAUUACACAUUCUUAUUUACAAUGUUUUUACUGCCUAUGAUAGAUUGGGUCUGGUUGAAAAAGUUAUUAUCAGUUAAAGCAGAAAGUGAGAACAUUAGAGAAGGAAUUCAUAUACCAAGGGAAGAAUUGGAAGAUUCUGCUGAGGAUGAUAGUAAGAGGAAAAAACACAGAAGGGAAAAAAUAGGAUUUAGAGAUAGAAAGCUCCAUACCACUAGACUUGACAUCAAACUUAUAAUCGAAUACGAGAAUCGAAUAAGACACUACUCAACUCCAGAUAAAGUUUUUCGCUACUUCGCGACCCUUCAAGUUCAAGGACCAACUGUAGAUCAACACGAAAUUUACAUGACUCCUGAUGACUUCCUGAGAUCCAUGACUCCAGGUUUAAAACAACCUGAUGGACUGGGUCUAGAUCAGUACCGAAGAUACGAUCCCAAGACGGUGCAUCAAAAAUUGGAACUUACGCUAGACGAAGAUAGCAUUUUCUACAAGCUUGGGAGUUCCGGAUUAAUAACAUUUUCGGAUUACAUUUUUCUCCUGACUGUGUUAUCUACAUCUCGUCGUCAUUUCGAAAUCGCUUUCCGCAUGUUUGACCUCAACGGAGAUGGUGAUGUGGAUUGCGAAGAGUUUGAAAAGGUUGCGACGCUCAUCAGACAACAGACCAGCAUUGGAUCCAGACAUCGGGACCAUGCAAAUACAGGCAAUACUUUCAAGGGUGUCAACUCGGCCUUAACAACGUAUUUCUUUGGACCAAGUUUAAAACAAAAAUUAACUAUCGAAAAAUUCUUGGAAUUUCAAGAAAAACUUCAGAAAGAAAUUCUAAGCUUGGAGUUUCAAAGAAAGACGCCAGACGAAAAUGGAAAUAUAUCUGAAGCCGAUUUUACGGAACUGCUUCUGGCCUAUGCUGGUUAUCCCCAAAAGAAGAAAGCUAGGAUGUUAAAAAGGGUCAAAAAGACUUUCAGGGACCAUGGACAAGGAAUAUCUAGACAAGACUAUUUAAAUUUCUUCCACUUUUUAAAUAAUAUAAACGACGUCGAUACAGCUUUGACGUUCUACCAUAUAGCGGGUGCCUCUAUUGAUCAACAAACCUUAAAACAUGUUGCCAAAACAGUUGCUCAUGUUGAUCUCAGUGAUCAUGUUAUUCAUGUUGUUUUUACUAUUUUUGAUGAAAAUCAGGACGGUCAACUGAGUAACAAGGAAUUUAUAGCUGUUAUGAAGAAUAGAUUAUUAAGAGGACUAGAAAAACCCAAAGAUACUGGAUUUGUUAAAUUUAUGCAAUCUAUUUUAAAAUGUGCUAAAGAAACUAAACCUGCUCUUUUAGAUAUUUAAUUUAAAAUUUUAAAAUAAUGUUGGCUUCUUAAUAUAUUAAUAAAAUUUU
This is a messenger RNA of Diabrotica balteata, 1779 nucleotides long. The record is from the annotation of a GenBank genome assembly. NCBI's taxonomy places the organism in Eukaryota, Metazoa, Arthropoda, Insecta, Coleoptera, Chrysomelidae.